Phacochoerus africanus (Common warthog) is the source of this 4136-nucleotide messenger RNA. It is a transcript of the gene ODAD2, whose product is annotated as outer dynein arm docking complex subunit 2. The record is from RefSeq and is a predicted model, not a curated record. Lineage: Eukaryota; Metazoa; Chordata; Mammalia; Artiodactyla; Suidae. Gene Ontology annotation, molecular function: protein binding. The transcript has 20 exons. The coding region runs from base 301 to 3447 and encodes 1048 amino acids.
ACGACCCCAUCUCCCUUCUCCGUUCUCUCUCUUUCCCCCACCCCCACCCCCCGCUUCUCUUUCCCUCUUCCUUCCUCCUCUGUCUUUGUAGCUUCGCUUCCAUCUCUGUAAGGUCUUUGCUGCCUGCCUCUUCCCACCUGUCCCCUGUCCCUCAUCCUCUGGGAACCUAGCCUCCAACCCUAACGCUUUACACCUGUAAAAGGCCCGGUAUUCGUCGCGCGUCUUCUCACAGGCUUUGCGUCUCCAUGGAUUCAAGGCUCGUGUGUGCGCUGAGCUCGGAUCUGAGCGGUGACAGGUCCCAUGGGUGUGGCGCUGACCAGGUCAGCGCAGUGGACAGCCGCGGGGCACGGGACGAGGAACCUGGAAAUCACUCCUCUAAAUGAGGCAAUACUGAAGGAGAUUAUUAUAUUUGUGGAGAGUUUUAUCUAUAAACAUCCCCAAGAAGCAAACUAUGUAUUUGUAGAACCACUGGAAUGGCAAACAGAGUUGGACCCCUCAGCAUUUGCAUCAGGGUACGCUGUCAGUGAAACCACAGUCAAAUCAGAGGAAGUCGAUAAAAACGGAGAGCCUUUGCUGUUUCUCUCUGUGCCGCAAAUUAAAAUUAGGAGCUUUGGGCAGUUGUCACGCUUGUUAUUUAUUGCCAAAAACACAAAGCUGAAGGAAGCACAAGCAUGUAUUGAAGCAAACAGAAAUCCCAUAACAAAAAUUCUGGGCUUGGAUUAUAAUGUGAUAAAUGAAAUAAAUGAAGAUUCCACGCUCUUGACCAUUCUUGAUAAAAUUACCAAAGAUGAGGAUCCUGAAAGUGAAACUAAAGUGAAGAUUGCCCUGCUACUUAAGCAGUUGGACCUGCACCUGCUCAAUCAUUCUCUAAAACAUAUUUCACUAGAAAUCCGGUUAAAUCCUAGGACUGUUAAGAAUGACAUAGAACUGCUUAAAAAGUUCUCAGGAAAGGGAGAACAGACAGUCUUGGAAUCUAUCGACUAUACUUCAGAUUAUGAAUUUUCAAAUGGAUGUCGAGCCCCACCCUGGAGACAAAUGCAAGGGGAAAUUUGUUAUGUGCUAGUGAAACCACACGAUGCGGAAAUGUUGUGCCUUACUUGCAGCAACGAAGGAGUGUUUUUAAACGGUGGCAAAACCGAUGAUGAGGGGGAAAUUAAUUAUGAAAGAAAAGGUGAAAUUUAUAAAGACCUUGUCACACUUUUAAAAGAAAAAUCAGCAGUAUUUUCAGAAAAUAUGUCUAAACAGGAAGUUAGAUUCAAUGAAGAACAGCAAAAGGAAAAGGAUCAGCUGAAUGAGGUACCCAAGGAGGAGGAAGCAGCUGCCUUACAUAAAGCCAGCAAUGCUUCCCACAGGAGUAAUUUGGAGAAGAACCAAAUUAAUUUGGGGAAGAAUCAGAUGACCAAGAGAUUAGAGCCAAGUUUAAACUGGAAGACCACUGUUGAUGCGAAAGAGAAAAGACGCUUACAAAGAGACAACCUAGAAGAAAAGCGUGGAGGAAGACUUGAGAAGCCCAGACCAUCUAUUUUGCCUGGAAGAGCACAGUUAAUUCGCAGGAGUAUUGAGAAGGCUGAGGAAGUUAUUAGUGAGAGCUCCUCAGAGAGUGAGGAGGAUGAAGAACUGCCUGAUCAUCGUCAGGAAGCAAAUGCAGAUUUACCGUCAGAAUACUGGCAAAUUCAGAAGCUGGUGAAAUAUUUGAAGGGAGGAAAUCAGACGGCCACAGUGAUUGCACUGUGUUCAAUGAAGGACUUCAACUUGGCACAAGAGACCUGCCAGUUGGCGAUCAGGGAUGUUGGAGGCCUUGAAGUUUUAAUAAAUUUACUUGAGACGGAUGAAGUCAAAUGUCAGAUUGGUUCAUUAAAAAUCCUGAAGGAAAUCAGUCAUAAUCCUCAAAUCAGACGUAAUAUUGUUGACCUUGGGGGCUUACCAAUUAUGGUUAAUAUACUUGAUUCUCCGCAUAAGAGUCUGAAAUGUUUGGCAGCUGAGACGAUAGCAAAUGUUGCCAAGUUCAGAAGAGCCCGGCAGGCCGUGCGACGCCACGGGGGGAUCACCAAACUGGUCGCUCUACUUGACUGUGGGCAGAAUUCGCCGGAACCAGCUUACUUGAGCCUGUACGAGACCCCAGACGUGGAGGUGGCCCGCUGUGGGGCGCUGGCGCUGUGGAGCUGCAGCAAGAGCUAUGCAAAUAAAGAAGCCAUCCGCAAAGCGGGGGGCAUUCCUCUGUUGGCUCGGUUACUGAAGACGUCUCACCAAAAUAUGCUCAUCCCGGUGGUGGGGACAUUGCAAGAAUGUGCCUCAGAGGAAAACUACCGAGCUGCAAUCAAAGCGGAAAGGAUCAUUGAAAAUCUGGUGAAGAACCUCAAUAGUGAAAACGAGCAGCUGCAGGAACAUUGCGCCAUGGCCAUCUACCAGUGUGCAGAAGAUGAGGAGACCCGUGACCUGGUUAGGCUGCAUGGAGGACUCAAACCCCUGGCCUCCCUCCUCAACAACACUGACAAUAAAGAACGCUUGGCCGCUGUCACAGGGGCGAUAUGGAAAUGUUCCAUCAGCAAAGAGAAUGUCAUCAAAUUUCGGGAGUACAAAGCCAUCGAAACCUUGGUGGGACUUCUAACUGACCAGCCGGAAGAAGUGCUUGUGAACGUCGUUGGUGCUCUGGGAGAAUGCUGUCAAGAGCACGAGAACAGGGUCAUUGUCCGGAAGUGCGGGGGCAUUCAGCCUCUUGUGAACCUCCUCGUUGGAAUAAACCAAGCUCUACUUGUCAAUGUCACGAAAGCUGUCGGCGCUUGUGCAGUAGAGCCUGAGAGUAUGAUGAUAAUUGAUCGCUUAGACGGAGUCCGUUUGUUGUGGUCCCUCCUAAAAAACCCACACGCUGAUGUGAAGGCCAGUGCAGCCUGGGCUCUCUGUCCCUGCAUCCAGAAUGCAAAGGAUGCUGGAGAAAUGGUUCGUUCCUUUGUUGGUGGUUUGGAACUCGUGGUCAAUUUACUGAAAUCAGAUAAUAAAGAAGUUUUGGCAAGUGUGUGUGCUGCUAUUACCAAUAUAGCCAAAGAUGAAGAAAAUUUAGCUGUUAUCACAGAUCAUGGAGUUGUCCCUUUAUUGUCCAAACUAGCAAAUACAAAUAAUGACAAGCUGAGGCGUCACCUGGCCGAAGCUAUUUCACGUUGCUGUAUGUGGGGCCGAAACAGAGUGGCCUUCGGGGAGCACAAGGCAGUGGCUCCGUUGGUGCGUUACCUGAAGUCCAGUGACAUCAACGUGCACAGAGCGACAGCUCAGGCCUUGUACCAGCUCUCAGAAAAUGCUGACAACUGCAUCACCAUGCACGAGAAUGGCGCUGUGAAGCUUCUACUGGAUAUGGUUGGAUCCCCGGAUCAGGAUCUCCAAGAAGCUGCUGCUGGCUGUAUAUCCAACAUCCGCAGGCUGGCUCUUGCUACAGAAAAGGCGAGAUACACUUGAAACUCAAACUGACAGUACAAGUGACCAAAUAUUACACGACACAGAACAUGUCACUCCUCUGCCCAGGAAGCCUAAACUGGGAAACAUUUUGUACCAAAUCCUCUACAGGCAGAUGUCUAACUGAAAACAAAGGAAUUCAGAAGUGCAAAGAAUGCUGUUUAUCCAAAAUUUGCAUGAGUAUUUUUGUUCUAUUAGGAAUACACCAAACUAUUUGUGAUCAUUUUUUCCAGGAAUCUGAGAUACAUGUAUUCAGCAUGUCUAGAUACCUAUCUCUAUCUGUUUUGGCAAUGCUUUUGUCUUUGUGUUAAUUUUAAUGAAAGAUAGGGCCUUCCUGGUGUGCAUUUUUUACAGUCAUUCACGAGUGUCUUUAGAAUUCCCUUUCUGUUAAACCAAUCUAACUGUCCUGUCACUAUGGUUUUGUUUGUGUGAUCGUUUGCAACCCACCGGAGAGCUCUGAGAUGUGCUGAUUUCGCAAACUGUUAUUCAAUAGAAUUUGGAGUUAAGCAGCUGGGCUUAGGAGACCAUCCUGAGGUCGUUCCAAGUUUCUUCUAAAGACUAUGAACUUCUGAGAAGACAAUGGAUAACUGUCACUGUAGCAGAGAAUGCAAAUCACAAAAACAUAAGCAGUGAGUGAGAUUUUCACUUUAGGGUUUCCAAAGAAUAAACAAUUGCAUGUUUUAUUUCCCUCA